Terrapene triunguis (Three-toed box turtle) is the source of this 786-nucleotide messenger RNA. It is a transcript of the gene FOXE3, whose product is annotated as forkhead box E3. The record is from RefSeq and is a predicted model, not a curated record. The annotation marks the transcript as partial. Gene Ontology annotation, molecular function: DNA-binding transcription factor activity, RNA polymerase II-specific; RNA polymerase II cis-regulatory region sequence-specific DNA binding. The transcript has a single exon. Gene Ontology annotation, biological process: cell differentiation; regulation of transcription by RNA polymerase II; anatomical structure morphogenesis. Lineage: Eukaryota; Metazoa; Chordata; Testudines; Emydidae.
GGGCGGCGGCGCAAGCGGCCGGUGCCGCGGGGCAAGCCGCCCUACAGCUACAUCGCCCUGAUCGCCAUGGCCAUCGCCCAGGCGGCCGAGCGGCGGCUGACGCUGGGCGGCAUCUACCGCUUCAUCACCGAGCGCUUCCCCUUCUACCGCGAGAACCCCAAGAAGUGGCAGAACAGCAUCCGCCACAACCUCACCCUGAACGACUGCUUCGUCAAGGUGCCGCGGGAGCCGGGCCACCCGGGCAAGGGCAACUACUGGGCGCUGGACCCGGCGGCCGAGGACAUGUUCGACAACGGCAGCUUCCUCCGCCGCAGGAAGCGCUUCAAGCGGGCCGAGCUCGCCACCUACCCGCCCUACUCCGCCUUCAGCCCCGCCGCCCCCUACGCGCCCGCCGGCUACAGCCCGCCGCCGCCCGCCGGCGCCCCUUACCCGCGGGGCUUCACCAUCGACAGCCUCAUGGGCGGCGCCGAGCUGGGCCUGAGCCCCGCCGCCGAGCUGGGCGGCUGCCCCGAGCCCGCCUGCUUCCCGCCCGCCAGCCCGCUGGGCCGGGGCUACCCCUACUCCGCCUCGCCGCCGCUGCCCGGGCCCCCGAGCGGCUACUCCCCGCCCAGCAGCGCCCCGCUCUACGGCGCCGCCGGCCGGCUGGGCCCGCCGCCCGGGCGCGCCGCCGCCUCCUGCGCCGAGCACCCCGAGCCGCUCUUGGCGCUGGCCGGGCCGCAGUUCGGCCCCAAUCCCGCCUACAUGCGGCAGCCCGGCUUCGCUUCGGGACUCGAACGCUACAUGUGA